Molecule: messenger RNA, 937 nt
Organism: Acyrthosiphon pisum (pea aphid)
Lineage: Eukaryota; Metazoa; Arthropoda; Insecta; Hemiptera; Aphididae
Exons: 3
Coding region: 352-537 (61 amino acids)
Source: RefSeq, a predicted model, not a curated record
ACACGGUAAGGACUUAACCGAUAUAGCGGAACAGCGUAAAUUACAAACGGGACGGCCUUUGCGUACGUGUACUUUUGCGAGUCCGUUUCCUAGUAUCGCCGCGAAUAUUCCUUGCUGCAAGUGUGACAUUUGUCCACAAAAUUUACAACCACACACCGGGUAGGUGGUAAUCCUAUCGACGACCACGUAAACCCGUACACGGAACCGCGACGACGAUAUUUCCUGUUGAUAGUUCGUUUUUGUGAAUUAAAUGCGCCGAAAACGUAAUUUUGUUUCUGCUAUAUUAUUAUAGUUAUUAUUAUUAUCAUACGGACAAAAUAAUUCGGUGACCUAUAGUCGAGCAUAAAUUCAAUGGCCGAGAUCAAAUACAAAUUCGAAGGCGUGAUGAUCGUCUCCGGCACUUUCAUGCUGCUGACCAUGUACGAACUGCCGGUGGCCAGUUACUUCGAAGUGUUUCCAACAAACUGCCGUUCAACUGUUGGUGCCUUUGGUCUUUCAAACACUUAUACCUACAUACAACGAUGGCGACGAGGAUGAUGGGUCAGCGUUGUUUUGGAUUUUAGACUUCAUCGAAUACUCGAUGUAUUUCACAACUAUAUACCUCGUCAAGAGAGUAAUAACUUUGUUGGACUUGUUUUGACAACGUAAUAAACGUAUUACGAUAAAUGACUAUACCUACCUGCACAGUGCACUUAAGAAAGUUUUGCCGUGCGAGAAAUUGUUGGACAUAAUAAUAUAAGGUGGCACAUAAAUCACAAUAAAAUUUCGUUUUUAUUUAUUGUUUAAUUUCGAGAGACCUCAUCCUUGUUGUAACGGCACAUUCGCGUUAUUACCAGUUAUAACCAGAGUGUUGGACACAAUAUUUCAUGGUGUAAUAUCGUGCCGCCGCAUUCGUUUAAACUUACCCUUACAAAAAUCACAUGUCACAAAGUUAAUU